Ceutorhynchus assimilis (cabbage seed weevil) is the source of this 2803-nucleotide messenger RNA. The record is from the annotation of a GenBank genome assembly. NCBI's taxonomy places the organism in Eukaryota, Metazoa, Arthropoda, Insecta, Coleoptera, Curculionidae.
AUUUAUUUAAAGAUAAAACGCCAUUUUAACGAUAAGCUAAUGACUAAUAUUUCCCCUAAAAUAUUAUUAUUAGACUUUGGAUUUUAUUUGUUUUGUGAGUGUGCCGGUAUAGGAACGAUGGCAAAGGUCAAACGUACACGAAUCUAUUAAUUAACAUUUUGUGUUGUUGCAAGAGUUUCAUUUCUAUAUCAGCUUCAAAAAUGUCCAAAUACUUGAUUUUAUUGUGCUGCUUCAAUGCUGUAAUGCUUCAAGAAACUGCACGACUAGAAGCUGAACUGCAAUUGGACGAUUUGGAAUUGGUUGACAGGUGCGAAUCUUUGGCUCGGGCACAAAAAGAGGCGUUUUUAACUCACAAUUUUAAAAACAAGAUUAGGGAAGAGCAACUUCACGGAUCGGAAUUGAAAGUGCACUAUGAUGUUUUAAGGCAGUUUACUGAAGUUCCGACUGAAUUGGAUAGGAAUUGGGGGUAUCAAGUGAAACCUGGCGAUUCGUUGUUGCCUCAAACUAAAUGGAACAAGAUGAUAUUGUAUCAAAACCAAAUAGAAGAACUAUUGCAAAACAACUCAAAAAAUAAUUAUUAUGAAAUUUUAAACAAUGAAAAGCAGUUGGAUGUUUUACAAAACGCUUGGACUAAUUGGCAUGAUAUUUUCAAUGAAUCUGAUGUUGAAGGUUUUAAAGAGCAAGUGCCAUUGAUUAAAGAAGCUGUCACCUUAAACGAGUUUGAAAGUGUUCAUCAAUAUUGGGAGACUUUGGUGGAUUUUGAUGGGGCUUACGAGCAAGCUAAUACUCUUUGGGAUGAAAUUGCUCCAUUUUAUAAAAAGUUGCAAAAAUUUGUGAAGCAAAGGUUGGAUAAAUAUUACGAUAUGGAAGAGGGUGGCCAGGAAAUUGAUGCUUAUUUAUUAGGUGGUGAACUAGGAACAGAUUGGAGCAACAUUGCAGACAUAGUUUUACCUCACCCGCAAUUACAUUACGAUGCCGAGAGCUAUUUGAAAUACAAGGAUACAGAACAAAUAUACACUCUUGCAGAAAACGUUUCAAAAUUACUAAAUUUAGGAAGUUUGGGCUCCAAUUUUUGGACCAACAGCUUGUUUAAUGCCUCCACUUGCGGGCCUCAAUUGUACGAAUUUUGUUUCAGCGAGUAUACUGAAAUUAUAGAAUGCAAUAAAUCCUCUUGGCCCUUGUACUUGAACUCCCACAAAACAGCAAUGAGAAUCGCCCUCAACAAUUUGGAUUACACUUCUUUAUCAAGGCAAAAAUUGCGGUAUUGCGCCAUCGACGAUGCUGUGGAAACUUUAGGUUCGCUUUUGGCAAUUGAAAGCCUCAAUUAUCACGAAAUUGCUAAAGUUAAUACUUCUAGAGAGGAUCCAGUACAAAUGACUAAACUCUUAUUGGUCGCCUUGAGAGUUAUGCCAAAAUUGGCCUAUUCCAUUAUGGUUGACAAAUGGAGAUUGGAGCUGUUGGAAAAUGAAAAUUCAUUGAUAAAUGUUACUGAAAGUUGGUGGAAUUAUAGAAAAGAGUUCAUGGGUGUCCGAGGACUUUUGAACAACGAAACCGAUUAUCUUGAAGAUACCAGAAUAACUUCAAACAAGCCCUAUAUCAAUAGUUUUUUUGGUAUUUUAAUUGCUUUUCAAAUGAUGGCGUUUUACAGUGAUCGUUCUGGCAAUGUUGAGCAUAUUGUCAAAGAGUUUGGACAAGAUGAUACUUUUAUAACAUUAAUUAAAGCACGUCACACUCUCGAUUGGCCCUACCUACUCUCCAUCCACUACGGUUUGGACUUGGGCACUGCGGAAAUUUUGAAAUAUUUCGAACCUUUGGAAAAGUAUUUCGAAAGCGCACCUUUGGAACAAGUUCCUGUAGUUACUACUACUACCACUACAACUACUACAACUACAACCACAACUACAACUACAACUGAAAGACCUACAACCACUAUGGCAGUUAAUAUAGUCAACGAUCAGCCAAAUUUAGGCAAUGUGCUUAAAUCUGAUACUAAACUGGUUGAUAAUAGUAAUGAUAGUCAUUUAACUAUGUAUGUAGGUGUAGGUCUGGCUGUGUUAUUAGGGUGUGCACUAAUUGUUGUUUUUGUACAAAAACAAUUAAGGAGGAGACGGAGGACAAAUAACAGGAGAUUUGAUCCGUAAUUUUAUUGACACCAGUACCAAAAAAUUAUUGUUAAAUAAUUCAUCACUGCCUCCCCUCAUAUUAUCACACAAUAAUUAAGACUGCUUUAUUUAUAAGACAUUUUAAUAUUAAUUGCUGUGAAAAUCUUUAGUGAAAUCUGUCUCUUUUUAUUCUGUUCCAAAAUAUAAAGAAAAUUUCCUAAAGAAAUAUCAAUAUUUAGAUUAGAUUCUCUUUGUUUAUAUAUAUAGAGGCUAUUGCUCAAGCGGGUGAGGGUGCUAAAGUGUAAAGUUUUUUUAAACCACUAUUUUUGUUGUUUUGUUUCCUUUUUUUUAGGAAUUUUAGAGGAUAUAAGUGUCUAGUUGACUAAUUUAUUUAUUAUGUUUAGGACUGGUUUAUCCAUAUUCUGAUAAACUUGCUGGUAAAUAUCUGCAAGAUAAAUUUACCGUUCUAUAAUUCUAUUGGUCGACGGAUAACUGGACGACCAAUGAGAUUACAGAUUGCGUUUUUAUUUGCCAGAUUUUAUACCUGGGAGUUUAUCAGAAGAUGAAUAAACCGGCCUUUAGAAAAUAAAGUAUUGUAUAGUUCCUGGUAGAGUUAGGUCUUCCAUUUUUUUCCCUGUUGUUUACUGAAUUAUAAUGGAAAAUAAAAAUAUUUUUACACCAUUUGAUGUAGAUUUAAUCCC